Molecule: messenger RNA, 1793 nt
Organism: Mya arenaria
Lineage: Eukaryota; Metazoa; Mollusca; Bivalvia; Myida; Myidae
Exons: 4
Coding region: 128-910 (260 amino acids)
Source: RefSeq, a predicted model, not a curated record
CGCUUUACAAAGGCUUGCAAUUCGAUAAGAAGUGUACGUGAGCCAUGGCCAUAUAUUAAUCAACAAAUGGUUAAGCUUUGGAGGAUAAAUAUUCUGUGAUAUUAUAGGAAGGGAUGUGAAAUGUAAAAUGACCGAACAAGGAGUUCAUACAAGCCGAUGUUGUUUUUCUUUAGCAUGUUUGCACAGUUGCCAAGCACUUCAAGUGUUAUUUCCUUGGCUGGCGUUGUUUGGAACCAUUAUUCUGUUUGAUGCAAACGGAGCGCUGCUCGAAAUAGUGUUGGUGUCCAUAGCGUCACUUCUUCUUGCUAUUACAAUCGUUUCUUCCUGUUGUUACAUCUUCCUUACACGAGCUGUUAACUUAGCUCUGAAACACAAUGACAACCAAACACAGAUCAGGCGAAAAAUAAAAAGUCUUGCAAUAUACAUGACCUGCUGGUGGGUUAUCACGUCAAUAGGAAGCAUUGCUUUGAUCGGAAGUUCGUUUUACAUGAUAGACAAAGAAUCUUCAAAGCUGACUACACUCCAAAAUGCUUUCAUAUAUUCAAUAAUAGCAUGUAGUUUAUUUCAAUUAUUUUCUGUGAUAUUUGGCGCCACUGUUUUUCACACUGGAAAAGAACUAAUCUUCCUAUCAACGCAUUCAAAUAGGAAUGAACAAAGUGGUUGUGGUUCUCAUGAACAGUCACAACAUGACAGGGAGGGAACAUCAUCGCAAGUAGAACACCAAUUAGAAGCAACAGUUGCCCACACACAGGUUAACAUGGAACUUCAUGAUUUACGAGAGCACAACGACAUUUUGGAAGAUCAAUUGCAACUUAACCGACAGCAAAUUGCAGAGUUAGAAGGACAACAUUCUCAAAAAAUUACACCCUCCGCUCCGCCACUCUAUUUGAUAGAAGACAAUUAUUAUUAAGAAUGUAACAAAAAAAAAUCAUAAUGAUGUUUAUAUAAUAUUUUGUUUUGUUUUGUAUUUGUUUGUUUCACGCCAUAAUACAUUCAAAAUAGGUAUUGGACGUUAUUCACUAAACCUUUCAGAAUGGUCAAGCUUUAUGGAGAAACGAAGAUUUGCCGUCAGACAGACAAUCUAUUUGUGUAACGCACUGUACCUAAACUCUGCUACGAAUACAAAAUAUCAGUAAUUUGCUAUGGUGCUUGUCCCUGCCUGUAGUUUCCAGAGCAUUGCGAAUGAGAAGGAUAAUACAAGAGUUAUUUUCACUGGAUUUAUUACCAACGUCAUUCAAUCAUAAUAUCAUAUGAUAUGACAGAAAACCAUGAUUUGUAAUUUCGUAAAUAUUCCUCCUCCGUGGUACCAAAAAUCUAGAGAGUUGCCGAACUUCAACAACACCUCAUCAAAGAAGCUUCUUGUUUUUACGGUUUUACUAUUAAAACGUGGCAUAAGUACGGUAACAUCGUUAUGGCGAAAACGGAGAGUAUCAAAUAAAUUGCUUUGAUGGUGUUUUGAUCGAAGUACAUAGUUCCAAAAGGAAUACCUGUAUUGACUGAGAGACAUGGUUUACAUGUCCAUGAUAGAUGUAAGCUUUUUAUGUUUAUUGAAUUUAUUUCAAAACUGUUGUAAGAAAUAGUAGAUGACUUAAAUUUAUAUAUAUAAGUCAUAUAUAAAUAAUAUAUUUUACAAAUGCCACAUCCUCAUUACAUUGAACUCUUUUUCUGUCUUUUUCUAUUUUUGCAAAAUUCUUUCUAAAAUCAUGUUAAAUCAGCUGACAUGUGAAUGUUAAUAUAUUGAUUAAACGUGAUGUUAUAUUGCAUUUUUAGAAUUUGUGGUAUGUAAAUUAUGA